CUUACUGUACAGACUUUGUGAAGUUUUGCCUGGAAAGAUUUGAAGUCGUAAUUUGGUCUUCUGCAAUGGAGUGGAACAUGAAUGGUGCAAUGGAUUGUAUAAUGAUGGGUUUAAGAGACAAAAUUUUAUUUGCUUGGGAUCAAAGAAAAUGCACGGAUGGUGGGAUCAAUGCUCUCGAGAAGAAAGGCCAGCCAGUGUUUUUAAAGGAGUUGAAGAAAAUCUGGGAGGAGAGCCCUGCUAUUUCUAAACGCAUGGAAAAGUUUUCUUCAUCGAACACAUUAUUAAUUGACACUUAUCCCUAUAGGGCUCUUCUGAAUCCGCCAAAUACUGCAGUGUUUCCAGACGAAUACACAGCCACCCAUAUCAGUGAUAAAGCUUUAGGUCCUGGAGGGGAAUUGAGAGAUUAUUUGGAUGGUCUGGUAGAAGCAGCUGAUGUACCUUCGUAUGUCAAAAAGCACCCAUUUGGACUGCCUCCAAUGACACCCAUGCAUCCGGACUGGGACCAUUAUUCUAAGAUUCUUACUUAUAACAAGAAGAAAUAGUCUACAGUUUAGGAGAGAUCAUGUAUUAUGAUAAUAAAAGUGAUGUUUCCAUUAUGGACUUUUCUUAUGGUUGGUGUUAGGUUUUGUUAUUGAAUCAUAUCAUUCCUACAAA
Mangifera indica (mango) is the source of this 654-nucleotide messenger RNA. RefSeq lists its product as uncharacterized. The coding region runs from base 66 to 542 and encodes 158 amino acids. The record is from RefSeq and is a predicted model, not a curated record. The transcript has 5 exons. NCBI's taxonomy places the organism in Eukaryota, Viridiplantae, Streptophyta, Magnoliopsida, Sapindales, Anacardiaceae.